Messenger RNA from Malania oleifera, 2414 nucleotides. RefSeq lists its product as uncharacterized. NCBI's taxonomy places the organism in Eukaryota, Viridiplantae, Streptophyta, Magnoliopsida, Santalales, Ximeniaceae. The record is from RefSeq and is a predicted model, not a curated record. The transcript has a single exon. Bases 427 to 2295 code for a protein of 622 amino acids. Gene Ontology annotation, molecular function: protein binding. Gene Ontology annotation, biological process: cell surface receptor signaling pathway.
CACUAGUGGAAGUAACGUCAAAGACUGACUGACGAGGAGGCCUCCGCUUCUUUGCGUCAAGAAACUUCCACAUAACUUAACUCGGCGGUUACCGUCGUAUGCACUCCCAACGUCCCUCCCACGCGCCACCCAACCACUUCUUCAUUACUUUUUCUUUGGCAGUUGCAAUUCUUAGACAAGAAAACCAUCCCCUUUCCCGGAAAGCACUUUCCCACGUAAACAUAAACAUCCGCAAAAAAUCACCCGACCAACCAACCAAGCACACCAUAGUCGGAACCACGACUAGAACCCUAAUCAGUUGAUUAACCUCAAGAACACGAAGAGAGAAUAAGAAGUUGUUCUUCUUGUUGUAUUGUUGAUGAUGAAUUCUAGAGAUAUUUGAGAAACAGUUUCUGGGUUUUUUUGUUUAUUGUUUUUACUUGCAUCAUGGAUGAACCGAUCGCGGUUACAGAGGAGACCCGGAUCGAAGACGAGCUCUCCUACCCGAUCCUACUGUCGGAGCGAACUCGGAAGGCGGUGGAGGAGGCCGAGUCCUUCAAGUUCGAGUGCUCCGAGGUCGGAAAGCAAGUGGACCGUCUUUCCCAGAUGCUCCGUUCCGUCGUCCGCCUCGCGACCUCCACGGUUUCCCUCUACGAGCGCCCCGUCCGCCGCGUCGCCGCUGAGGUCUCCAAGAACCUCGAGCGCGCCCUGGUCCUGGUCCGCAAGUGCAAGCGCCGCAGCGUUCUCCGCCGCGUUGUUACCAUCACCAGCGCCACCGACUUCCGCAAGCUCUUCGCUCUCCUCGACGCCUCCAUCGGCGACAUGCGGUGGCUGCUCAGCGUCCUUGACUGCGACGCCUCUGGCAACGGCGGCGGCAUCGUGCUCUCUCUCCCGCCGAUCGCCAGCAACGACCCGAUUCUUUCCUGGGUUUGGUCCUUCAUCGCCUCGGUUCAGAUGGGUCAACUGCCCGAUCGCACAGAAGCGGCCAACGAACUCGCCUCGCUCGCGCAAGACAACGAUAGGAACAAGAAGAUUAUUGUCGAAGAACGUGGGGUUCUGCCGCUAUUGAAGCUUUUGAAGGAAAAUUCCUCACCCGAAGCUCAAAUUGCGGCCGCCACAGCUCUCUGUAACCUCUCUAAUUCUCAAGAUAGGGUUAGGGUUAUCGUAAACGAACUUGGGGUUCCGGCAAUUGUUCAGGUUCUUAAAAUUUCCCCAAUGAAAGUUCAAAUCUGGAUCGCGAAUUUGGUGGCGCGAAUGGCGCAGCAAGACCCAGUUGCGCAAGAGGACUUCGCGAGGGAGAACGCAAUUAGGCCUCUCGUUUCGCUGUUGUCUUUCGAUACGGCUUUAGAGGAACCGAAGGCUCCUCAAUUGGGUAAGCAUUCUAUUCACUCUAUUGUUCAGAUUAACAAGGAAAUGGAGAAGAAAUCGUUAAUGAAGGCGAACCCACCACGCCCCCAUUCGAAUUCUUCGUCUUCUUCAUCCUUGUACCGGGAGAGGAGCAGUAGUAGCAGUCGAGGUAUUAAUCAAAAGAGAGAGAGGGAGAACGAGCGGCCUGAAGUGAAACUUCAGCUGAAAAUUAGCUGCGCGGAGGCCUUGUGGAGGCUUGCCAAAAAUAGUGUGUCGAACAGUAAGAGAAUAACUGAGACAAAAGGGCUGCUAUGUUUAGCCAAGCUCAUUGAGAAGGAGCAGGGAGAGUUGCAGGCUAACUGUUUGAUGACUCUAAUGGAGAUCACGGCUGCGGCCGAAUCCAAUCCCGACCUUAGACGGGCGGCUUUCAGGACCAACUCUCCGGCCGCAAAGGCAGUGGUGGAUGAGCUCCUGAGGAUGAUCAAGGAGGCAGAUUGCUCGUCACUGCAAAUUCCCGCAAUUAAAUCAAUUGGGUCAUUGGCUCGAACCUUCCCCGCGAGAGAGACGCGAGUUAUCGGUCCUUUAGUCUCCCACAUCGGCCAUAAGAACUUAGAUGUUGCAACGGAGGCUGCCAUUGCACUGGCAAAGUUUGCUUGUCCUGAAAACUUCCUCUGUAUGGAACAUUCGAAGGCGAUAAUCGAGUUCGAAGGUGUCCCAUCCCUGCUGAGGUUGCUGAGAGGCAACGAGCGGGCAAUGUUGAAUGGACUGGUGCUCCUGUGUUAUCUUGCAUUGCAUGCUGGUAACAGCGAGGCUUUGGAGCAAGCAAGGGUGUUGACCACUCUUGAGGGGGCAGAUCGCACGUUGGCUGCCCAACAUCCUCAGUUGAGGGAAUUGAUUUCCAAGGCAAUGUAUCACCUUCAUCUGUAUCACAGUGGUGUUUUACCUCAAAGCCAAUCUUUCGCGCCUUGAACGCGCAUUUUAAUCAGCCGGGGGGACCCAGUUUUUAAUGGGAAAUCUGUUCAUGCUUGUACCAAAUUGCUACGGUUGCAUUUUCUUACUCUGUUUAUACAUAAAUUAGUUGUUUAAUA